Messenger RNA from Oxyura jamaicensis (ruddy duck), 2246 nucleotides. RefSeq names its product Wnt family member 2 (gene WNT2). Gene Ontology annotation, molecular function: frizzled binding; cytokine activity. The record is from RefSeq and is a predicted model, not a curated record. The transcript is spliced from 5 exons. Gene Ontology annotation, cellular component: extracellular region. NCBI's taxonomy places the organism in Eukaryota, Metazoa, Chordata, Aves, Anseriformes, Anatidae. Bases 199 to 1275 code for a protein of 358 amino acids. Gene Ontology annotation, biological process: multicellular organism development; cell fate commitment; neuron differentiation.
AGCCCCUCAGUUGCGCCGCGCCUGCAGGGGAGGCUCGGUGGGGAGCGGGGAGCGGGGCCCGGCCCAGGCCGCCGGGGACCCCCUGCCCCCCCGGGAGCCGCCGCCAGCCCUCGGGGCCCCCUCGGCGUCCCCUCCUUCCAUGGGCUUUCCCCUCGGCCCGCCGCCUGCCCCGAUGCGGACCGCCGCCGCCUUCCCACCAUGAACUUGCUCGCCGGGAUCUGGGGGCCGCUCCCCCUGCUCCUGCUCUGGGCCACGCCGCGGGUCGCCUCCUCAUGGUGGUACAUGGGGGCCGUGGGCUCGUCGCGGGUGAUGUGCGACAACGUGCCGGGGCUGGUGAGCCGGCAGCGGCAGCUGUGCCGCCGGCACCCCGAGGCCAUGCUCUCCAUCGGCCGCGGCGUGGCCGCCUGGACGGCCGAGUGCCAGCACCAGUUCCGCCGGCACCGCUGGGACUGCAGCGCCCUGGAGCGGGGGCAGCGCCUGCUCGGCCGCGUCCUGCUGCGCAGCAGUCGGGAAUCUGCUUUUGUCCACGCCAUCUCCUCCGCUGGGGUAGUUUUUGCUAUCACAAGGGCAUGUAGCCAAGGAGAGCUGAAAUCCUGCUCCUGCGAUCCCAAGAAGAAAGGCUCUGCGAAGGACAGCAAGGGCCAUUUCGACUGGGGCGGCUGCAGCGAUAACAUUGACUACGGCGUUAAAUUCGCCAGGGCCUUCGUUGAUGCCAAGGAGAGGAAAGGCAAGGACGCAAGAGCGCUGAUGAACCUGCACAACAACAGGGCUGGAAGGAAGGCCGUGAAGCGUUUUUUGAAACAGGAGUGCAAAUGUCACGGUGUGAGUGGAUCAUGCACUCUAAGGACCUGUUGGCUGGCCAUGGCAGACUUUAGGAAAACAGGAGAUUAUCUGUGGAAGAAAUACAAUGGAGCGAUUCAGGUGGUCAUGAAUCAAGAUGGCACGGGUUUCACUGUGGCUAAUAAGAGAUUUAAGAAGCCAACUAAGAAUGACCUGGUAUACUUUGAAAGCUCUCCAGACUACUGUAUCAGGGACAGGGAUGUAGGCUCUCCAGGGACGGCCGGCCGGGUUUGCAACCAGACGUCCCGCGGCAUGGACAGCUGCGAGGUGAUGUGCUGCGGCCGAGGCUACGACACCUCGCGCGUCAGCAGGAUGACGAAAUGCGAGUGCAAGUUCCACUGGUGCUGCGCCGUGCGCUGCCAGGACUGCCUGGAGGUGGUGGAUGUCCACACCUGCAAGGCGCCCAAGAGCGCCGGCUGGACGUCCCGGACAUGACGUUUGGGUACUGCCGCCCUGCCUGGUCCACGCAGGGAAUGCUUCCGAGGCCUCUGCUGGAUUUACGCCGGUUUUGCGUUUGCCUUUCGUUACACAGAAGCUGCUCAAUGACUCUUACAAACUCUGCAGUGUUCACUUCAUGUGAUCUCCACGUGACCGCGUUGUUGCACGGUUUAUGUAUCAACCACUGCCACGCUGGAAGGAGCUGCUGUCCCAACCAACACGCAACUCUGAGCUCCUUGUGGCAAGCCCUUCCUGCAGCCAGACGCACGACGAGACAUCAAGAUGAGCCAUUUCAUACUGGAUGCCAAAAUAUGGGGGCUGCGGGUUGCUAUGGCCUCCUGAGGGCCUGGUGCUGCUCACAGCCAUGCCCUGGGUGCUUGGCCUACUGGGCUGAGGCCUGGGCCCUGAGCAAGGACUCCUCCGUGGAAAACUUUGUGGCCAGGGUGGUCUGGGGGCUUUACCAGAGGUGAAUUUGCUCACCCAUCUGCUGUGGGGUGGCGCGUGCGCUGCGGGGGCCCUUACAGCUCUGGGCUGUGAGGUGCGCUGGGCAGAGACUGGCCUGUAGGGAAAGGCAAAGAGCAGCGGGAAGCGUUCAACUGCAAUCUCAUCUGCUAGUAAGGAGCCAAAGCGAAUGUCUUAGGUAUAUAUUUGUGAAAACUUGCCUUAAGGACUUAUAAAAGGUUAUUCAUACUAACCACUGAUGUUUGUUGUUUGUUUUUUGUUGUUUUUUUUUUUGAUCUGAAGGAUCGAAGAAAAGUAAUUCCAGCCCAAUGACAGCUGGAGACAGGACACUAAACUACCUAAGGAUAAGAUUUCCUAUUUUUCAUUUACUGAAUUUUACUGAAACAUUUGCAGAAAUAUGAUGGAGAAAGCAAUACCUUGUCUUAAUAACAAUUGGGUUUCAUUCUAAAGAAUCUAUCGACUCCUAUGUUCUUUGAAAUUUAAUAAACCUAAUGUAAGUGUGCUCA